This is a messenger RNA of Ornithodoros turicata, 1389 nucleotides long. Its product is annotated as zinc finger protein 271-like. The transcript is spliced from 4 exons. The coding region runs from base 1 to 1389 and encodes 462 amino acids. Gene Ontology annotation, molecular function: RNA polymerase II cis-regulatory region sequence-specific DNA binding; DNA-binding transcription factor activity. Gene Ontology annotation, biological process: regulation of transcription by RNA polymerase II. The record is from RefSeq and is a predicted model, not a curated record. NCBI's taxonomy places the organism in Eukaryota, Metazoa, Arthropoda, Arachnida, Ixodida, Argasidae.
AUGGGCGAGAAGCCCUAUAAGUGUGACCCCUGUACAGCGGAGUUCACCCAGAGUUUUAGCCUGUCGCGCCACAAGCGAAAACACACUUGUGAGAAACCCUUCAAGUGCGACAUCUGUCCUGCAGAGUUGAGCUCCAGUGCGGGCCUGUUGUAUCACAAGCGAAAACACAUGGGCGAGAAGCCCUAUAAGUGCGACUUCUGUACAGCGGAGUUCACCCAGAGUUUUAGCCUGUCGCGCCACAAGCGAAAACACACUUGUGAGAAACCCUUCAAGUGCGACAUCUGUCCUGCAGAGUUGAGCUCCAGUGCGGGCCUGUUGUAUAACAAGCGAAAACACAGGGGCGAGAAGCCCUAUAAGUGUGACCUCUGUACAGCGGAGUUCACCCAGAGUUUUAGCCUGUCGCGCCACAAGCGAAAACACACUUGUGAGAAACCCUUCAAGUGCGACCUCUGUCCUGCAGAGUUGAGCUCCAGUGCGGGCCUGUUGUAUCACAAGCGAAAACACAUGGGCGAGAAGCCCUAUAAGUGCGACUUCUGUACAGCGGAGUUCACCCAGAGUUUUAGCCUGUCGCGCCACAAGCGAAAACACACUGGCGGACACACGGGCGAGAAGCCAUACAAGUGUAAUCUCUGCCCUGCAGUGUUCAGCCACAGGACAGCACUGUCACAUCACAAGCACACACACACGGGAGAAAAGCUGCACAAGUACGACCUCUGUCCUGCAGAGUUCAGCUCCAGUGCGGGCCUGUUGUAUCACAAGCGAAAACACAUGGGCGAGAAGCCCUAUAAGUGCGACUUCUGUACAGCGGAGUUCACCCAGAGUUUUAGCCUGUCGCGCCACAAGCGAAAACACACUGGCGGACACACGGGCGAGAAGCCAUACAAGUGUAAUCUCUGCCCUCCAGUGUUCAGCCACAGGACUGCACUGUCACAUCACAAGCACGCACACACGGGAGAAAAGCUGCACAAGUACGACAUCUGUCCUGCAGAGUUCAGCUCCAGUGCGGGCCUGUUGUAUCACAAGCGAAAACACAUGGACGAGAAGCCCUAUAAGUGUGACUUCUGUACAGUGGUGUUCACCCAGAGUUUUAGCCUGUCGCGCCACAAGCGAAAACACACUGGCGGACACACGGGCGAGAAGCCAUACAAGUGUAAUCUCUGCCCUGCAGUGUUCAGCCACAGGACAGCACUGUCACAUCACAAGCACGCACACACGGGAGAAAAGCUGCACAAGUACGACCUCUGUCCUGCAGAGUUCAGCUCCAGUGCGGGCCUGUUGUAUCACAAGCGAAAACACAUGGGCGAGAAGCCCUAUAAGUGCGACUUCUGUACAGCGGAGUUCACCCAGAGUUUUAGCCUGUCGCGCCACAAGCGAUUAAUAAAUGAUUAA